This is a messenger RNA of Microplitis mediator, 603 nucleotides long. RefSeq lists its product as uncharacterized. The transcript has 3 exons. The record is from RefSeq and is a predicted model, not a curated record. Bases 65 to 370 code for a protein of 101 amino acids. Lineage: Eukaryota; Metazoa; Arthropoda; Insecta; Hymenoptera; Braconidae.
AAGAAAAAUGAAUAAUUAAUUAAAUUAAGACGAUAGUCGAGGCGUAUAAAUACGCGUUGAAACAAUGAAUCCAGAAAAAUAUACAACAAACACCUUCAAUCAAGUUUGCUAUUUCACGUUGCCGAUAAGUAAAAAGAAUCAAACAACUAAAAUGUCGAAAGUAAUUCUAUUAUUAUUGUCAAUUUUCUUGAUAAUUGGCCUUUAUGCUAGUGCAGCUGAGGAAGGAUGCCCCGGCAAAUGGUGUCAUUCCUCGCAGGGUUACGGUUGUUGCGAAGGUUUUACGUGCUCCAGUGACUGGUUUCAAGGCAACUGUAUGUCUCAUCGUGACUGGAGAAAAAACCAGGGAAAAAUGGCGGCCAACGCGCCAUAAGUGGUGAAAAGAAAUGAUGGCGAUAUAUAAUUCCAUACAGGCAGUACAAAAUUCUAUUAUUCCGGAGCCGAUUCUCUAAGAUGCAGAUUUUAAUGCAAUAUAUUUUUGAAAGUAAAUCAAUUGUAACAGUCACAUCAAAAAGUUACUUUUUGUCUGUGUUUAUAUAUCUUAUCAUUCAUGUACGUUUUUGGUUUUACACAAUCAAUAAAUAAAGACGCAAACUAAUCUUCAAA